CGGCCGGCGGGGCGCUCCUUGCACAAUGGCAGAACCUACCGUCUCCCCCCUCAAACACUUCGUGCUGGCUAAAAAGACCAUCACUGCUAUCUUUGACCAGCUACUGGACUAUGUCACCGAAGGAGCAACCUUUGUUGAAGCAACAUACAGGAAUCCAGAGCUUGAACAUGUAGCAACAGAAGAGGAACUAUCAAAAAUACAGUCAUAUAAAAAUAAGUUAGCAGUCAUUGGUGAGGUGCUGUCGCGGAGACACAUGAAAGUGGCAUUUUUUGGCAGAACGAGCAGUGGAAAAAGUUCAGUCAUUAAUGCCAUGCUGUGGGAUAAGGUGCUUCCUAGUGGCAUUGGCCAUACGACUAACUGCUUCCUCAGUGUGGAAGGAACAGAUGGAGAUAAGGCUUAUCUUAUGACAGAAGGUUCAGAUGAAAAGAAGAGUGUCAAGACCGUCAACCAGCUUGCCCAUGCGCUUCACAUGGACAAAGAUUUGAAAGCUGGCUGUCUUGUCCAUGUCUUUUGGCCCAAGUCAAAAUGUGCCCUCCUGAGAGAUGACUUGGUUUUAGUGGACAGUCCUGGCACAGAUGUCACUACAGAAUUAGACAGCUGGAUUGACAAAUUCUGCUUAGAUGCUGAUGUGUUUGUCUUGGUUGCCAAUUCAGAAUCAACCCUCAUGAACACGGAGAAGCAUUUUUUCCAUAAAGUGAAUGAACGACUUUCCAAGCCAAACAUUUUCAUCUUGAAUAACAGAUGGGAUGCCUCUGCGUCAGAACCAGAAUACAUGGAGGAUGUGCGUAGACAGCACAUGGAGCGCUGCCUCACUUUCCUGGUUGAUGAGCUCAAAGUCAUUGAUCCUGUAGAAGCGAGGAAUCGCAUCUUCUUCGUCUCAGCAAAAGAAGUCCUGAGUGCCAGGAGACAGAAGGCCCAGGGGAUGCCACAGGGUGGAGAAGCACUUGCUGAAGGAUUUCAAACAAGAUUCCAGGAAUUUCAAAAUUUUGAACAGAUAUUUGAGGAGUGUAUCUCGCAGUCAGCCGUGAAAACCAAGUUUGAACAGCACACUAUCAGAGCUAAACAGAUAAUAGACACUGUGAAAAACAUUAUGGACGCCAUAAACGUAGCAGCAGCCGAGAAAAGAGUCCAGUCCAUGGAGGAGCGAGAAGAUCAGAAGGACAGGCUGGACUUUGUUCGAAAUCAGUUAAACAUUUUGACAGAAGAUACUAAGGAAAAAAUCAAACGUGUCACUGAGGAGGUAGAAAAUAAAGUCUCCUCUGCCAUGACCGAUGAAAUUUGCCGGCUUUCGGUUUUGGUUGAUGAGUUUUAUUCAGAUUUUCACCCUUCUCCACAAGUGUUGAAGCUCUACAAGACAGAACUCAACAAACAUAUAGAAGAUGGCUUGGGAAAAAACUUGGCUGAUCGUUGCUCCAGUGAAGUCAAUGAGUCAAUGCAUCAGUCACAGCAGGAGAUAAUUGAAAAUCUGAAACCUUUAUUGCCUUCUGGGGCUCAGAAUCAGCUCCACUUGCUAGUUCCGUGCAGGAGGUUUGACCUUAGCUAUGACCUGAAUUGUCACAGUUUGUGUGCGGAUUUUCAAGAGGACAUCAUGUUCCACUUCUCCUUGGGAUGGACUUCGCUCGUGAACCGUUUCCUGGGUCCUAAGCAGGCUCAGAGAGUUCUGUUAGGACUAGCAGAUCCCAACUUGCAGAUCCCUCGUCCUUUACCUGCCACCCCGUCGGCUGCUGGCCUUCCUGCCCUGACUCCGGAGAGCCUCUCGGACGACGAAUUUAUGGUUUCUUUGAUAACCAGUUUAGCUUCCCUCACGUCACGGACCUCUAUGAGCAUCAUCAUUGUUGGCGGAGUGAUUUGGAGAACAGUAGGCUGGAAACUCAUCUCUCUCUCCUUGAGCAUGUACGGGUUGUUGUAUCUCUACGAGAGGCUGACGUGGACCACGAAAGCCAAGGAGAGAGCCUUCAAGCAGCAGUUCGUCAACUACGCUACCGAGAAGCUGCAGAUGAUCGUCAGCCUGACGAGCGCCAACUGCAGCCAUCAGGUGCAACAGGAAAUGGCCACUACCUUUGCUCGGCUCUGCCAGCAGGUGGAUGUCACUCAGAAGAACCUGGAAGAACAAAUUGCUAGGCUUUCCAAGGAAAUAGAUGAGCUGGAGAGCAUCCAGAGCAGCUCCAAGCAGCUCCGGAAUAAAGCCGUUCACCUGGAGAAUGAACUCGACCGCUUUACGAAACACUUCCUUCAGAAGAGUAAAUAAGCUGUCACUGCUCCCUUUCCUGGUGACCCUUUGUAGGACAAAGUAGAAAUUUUACAGGUGAAACUGCUCCCGUGUGGAGUCACGUGAAAUGAAUUAUAUUUUUAAUGUCACUUUGAUUAAACUUGUUAAUUACUGUAAAAUUUGGGUUGGACUCUGACAGCUGAAGAGCUGUGGUACUCAAUGUUAUCUUCAUUUUGUUAGUUGGAAAAUUUUGGUUUAAAAGGUGUGUGUGUGUAUAUUUUAUAUA
Molecule: messenger RNA, 2495 nt
Organism: Nothoprocta perdicaria
Lineage: Eukaryota; Metazoa; Chordata; Aves; Tinamiformes; Tinamidae
Gene: MFN1
Product: mitofusin 1
Exons: 18
Coding region: 26-2248 (740 amino acids)
Biological process (GO): mitochondrial fusion; mitochondrion localization
Cellular component (GO): mitochondrial outer membrane
Molecular function (GO): GTP binding; GTPase activity
Source: RefSeq, a predicted model, not a curated record